Molecule: messenger RNA, 1278 nt
Organism: Rotaria socialis
Lineage: Eukaryota; Metazoa; Rotifera; Eurotatoria; Philodinida; Philodinidae
Source: the annotation of a GenBank genome assembly
AUGUUAUUUCUAGUGUCACUAUUAUUAUUUAUAAAUCCAUUUCUUAUAUCAAGUCUGAACAAUGGUUUAGCUUUAACACCACCAAUGGGUUGGUCCACUUGGAAUGUUUUUCAUUGUGAAUACACUGAAGUAGACAUCAUGGAAAUGGCUGAUAUGUUAGUUACCAGUGGAAUGUUAUCAGCAGGAUAUAAAUAUUUGAAUAUUGAUGCUUGCUGGGAAGCUUCCGAACGUGAUCCAAUAAGUGGCAUGUUAAAAUAUAAUGAAACUAAGUUUCCACAUGGUAUACUAGCUUUAGCUGAUUAUAUUCAUUCGAAAGGUUUACUAUUUGGAAUUUAUUCCAGUUCUGGUGAAAAAACAUGUAAGAAGUAUCCUGGCUCUUGGCAACAUGAAUUUCUUGAUGCUGCAUUAUUCUCUAGUUGGAAUAUUGAUUUUUUAAAGUUAGAUUGCUGUUUUCAAGAUAAUAUUAAAGAUCGGGCUACUGCUUAUAUAACUUGGUCAAAAGCAUUAUCAAUACAAAACCGUUCAAUUCUUUUUAGUUGUGAUACAGAUGAGUUAUUAUUGAAUGAAAAUAAUUUAGAAUUUCCAUUUCAAUGGGCUCCCGAAUAUUGUAAUAUGGCUCGAAUUUGGGGUGAUAUUGAUGAUGAAUGGGAAUCAACAUUGAAGAUUUCCGAUCGUGCAACAAAUAUCUAUUAUGCUUCUCAACCAGGAUAUUGGAAUGAUUUAGAUAUCUUAACAGUUGGUUUAGGUAAACAAACAAUAGACGAAUAUACUGCACAAUUUUCUCUAUGGGCUAUAAUUAGUUCGCCUUUAAUUGCGGGAAAUGAUUUAAGAAUAAUGAAAAAAGAAAUUGCAAAUAUUCUAACAAAUAAAGAAGUAAUUACAAUCAAUCAAGACAAAUUAGGUCGAUCAGGUAAUAUGUUUCAACGAGCAUUUGAUGGAUCCUACGAAAUUUGGGCAAAACCAAUUCAUUAUGAAAAUAUGUCACAUUUUUAUGAUCAAAAUCGUACACUAAGCUUUAGUCCUUUACCUUUUCAUGCUGUUGUCCUAUUGAAUCAAUUGAAUGCCACAAUUAAUAUAACCUUUGAAUUCAAUCAAUUAUUUGGUAAUAAUUUAUCACCGCACCAACCUACUCCAACUUGGACUGUUUUCAUUCGCGAUCUUUGGCUUCAUCAAGAUUUAGGAGACUUCGUAGAUACUUGGACCGCUAUCAAUGUAUCCGCGCAUAGUGUUAGAAUGAUUACAGUUUUAUUGCGUAAUACAACUCAUUCUCAUCGUUGA